This is a messenger RNA of Dacryopinax primogenitus, 1017 nucleotides long. Its product is annotated as DUF833-domain-containing protein. The transcript has 4 exons. NCBI's taxonomy places the organism in Eukaryota, Fungi, Basidiomycota, Dacrymycetes, Dacrymycetales, Dacrymycetaceae. Gene Ontology annotation, biological process: protein secretion; Golgi organization. Bases 1 to 960 code for a protein of 319 amino acids. The record is from RefSeq and is a predicted model, not a curated record. Gene Ontology annotation, cellular component: Golgi apparatus.
AUGUGCAUCGCUCUCUUCUGCUUUGAUCAUCCGGUAUACUCUGUCAUACUAUGCUCCAACAGGGACGAGUUUUUGCAUCGUGCCACUACACACGCACGCUUCCACAACUUUGAAAUCAAAAUUCCCGGUGAUGAUGAUGAAGCUACCCCUGAGAAACCUGGAGAUGUCCUCUCGGGGAGAGAUCUAGUCGCAGGCGGAACCUGGCUGGGAAUCAAUCGAAAGGGGCGCAUUGCAGUUCUCACCAAUAUCACAGAAGAAUAUCAGACAUGGCCCACGUCUCGCGGUGAUCUACCCCACAACUUCCUCAAUCCACCGGCUAACAAGUUCGAGACGCUGGAUGACUACGUUCGACAUCUCACUACGCCCCCAUCUGACUCAUACGCCGGUUUCAAUCUGCUCCUAGCCGCUCCCAGCAAGGGUGGCAUUGAUAACUUCGAAGUGACAAGGUUGACAAAUUCGGGGGGGGGUGGCCCCAUCACGGCACGGUCGUUGAGAGAUAAUGAGCGUGCACACGGUGGCAUGUCGAAUGGUGUGGAUGGUGCUGCGGAAGGAGAAUGGCGAAAGGUCAUUGAGGGCAGUGAAAAGUUACAGAAGAUCUUAGAGGUGGGACUUGAUGAGGAUGGGAUGAUUCAGGCGACAUUUGACGCCCUAAGCAUAUGCCGAACACCACCUCAAACACGCCAACAGCUACGAACUUCCAUCAUGAUCCCACCACUGCUCAUCCCAAUUACCGGCAAGGUACCGCCUGGAGGGAACGAGCCACCGGUACCAGAUCCGGUCACGAAAGAGAUUGGUCUCUGGUAUGCGACUCGUUUGUCAACUGUGCUGUUGGUGAAGAAGACUGGAGAAGUUACAUUCGUUGAACGGGACAUUUGGGCAUUGGAUCCCGAUACUCAGCAACCUGUCCACUGCGGCACGAACAAGGAUCGCAUUACGCGUUUUCAGUUGGAGGUCAUCUAGACAGUCGGAAACACUGUAAAUCAAGAACAACAUGUGUUGUACAAUAUUCAAUAACAA